UUCGUAUUCACGAGCGUUCUCAUCGGACAUAUACCCGUUUUUGUUUGAUUUUACUUACCUAGAGUUAAAUAUACACAUGCCUUAGUUCUAAUUUGUGGUUCUAAUCGAGACCGACUUAAAUUUCCAUUUGAUAUACUAUUAAAGCUGUUGCGUAUACUUUUAAAUCUGUCCCACGAUAUUUGUCAAAAUUCGUAAAUCCGUAAAUUAACCAUUUAAAAUGCCAUUUCGACCGGUAGUGACGUAAUUCAAUCGCCAGGUCUAGAUUUCCCACAGUCCAAUUGUAAUUGUAGUCGGUGAAUCUAGAACAUUUUUAGUGAGAAACGAAAUCAAUCUAGUGGAGCAUCUGGCAAUACUGCGUCAACGGCACAUGCCAUUUGUCGCAACCAUGUCGACUCUCUGAUCACAACAUAUUACUCGAGUGUUGAAAGUUAUUAUGCAAGAUAGUCGCUAUGUAUAAGACAAAUGCGUUAGGACCACUGAUACAUAGGUGUACUAACCAAACUACACUAUUUUUUUCUCACCGCCUAGUACAGAGUACUGUACGAAACAUAGAUCAGCGAGCAUUUCAGUAUAUUGAGCUCAAUGGUUCAAUUUCCAGGUAAUAUAGUUUAAUGUAUACGCUGCACAGUAGUUUGUGAUCCUUAUUAUAAUCUCCCUAGUUUCAACUGUCACCGAUUGCCCAAACGGAAUUGAUAGACCGUAUACCCUUGCUGUAUACGCAUGAGGCAAGUUGAAUCUGGCCGCACGGGGAUGCAUAUAAUAUGUGGACGGUAAUACGAGGCUCGGCAAACUGCCUCGGGUUGUGCACCGAAACUGUCUCGGGAGUAGGCGGCGUGAAUAUGAUUCAGCGCGAAGUUUAGAACCCCAGCCACACACAUUGAAUAUCAAUAUGAAUUGGACCCAGGAAGAGUGUUUACAAGUAAUAAACGAGUAUCGUAAAAGAAAAGUUCUUUGGAACCCGCGCGAUCCGCUUUAUUAUAACAAAAUAACAAAGGAAGAUGCUUGGACAGAAAUUGCUGUAAAAUGUUGCAGGAGUACUGAAGAAUUGAAAAAAAAAAUAGAGAGUCUCAAAAGCACAUACAGGCGUGAAAAGACGCGAGCAAGAAAACGCUAUAAAACAGGAAAAGGGCGAAGUGAGAUUCAUCAACCGCAAUGGUUUGCUUACACCAGUCUACAAUUUCUGGACAAUAAAAAUAUACCCUACAAGACGCUAAAUAAUGUGCAAAACAUGUCUGAUGAAAUACCAACAGAGCAUUUUAACAGCGAAAGUCUUGAUGACAGUAACAACAUAGGAAACCAGUUCAAAAACGAACAGAUCGAAUUAGAAAAUUUGCAAGCAUCGGAUGCCGAAGAAGCAUUAAACACUGAGAAAACAGAGUUCAGUACUCUGAGAACCCGAGUACUGAAAAGAAAUAACAUUGAUCAAGACCAAAGAAAUGCAGAGGCGUUUGAUUACAUACGACAAGUACCUGCAAGAUCUGACCAGUUGAAAGAUGAAUGUAGUCUCUUUGGUGAUUAUAUUGCGGCAAAACUACGCAAAUUCGAUGAUCGAUCACGUGCUAUUGCAGAACACAGAAUUAGUAACACCUUAUUCGAUUUGGAGAUGAAUUGCGGGAGAUGUGCGCGAGCGAGAAACUGGGGAAGCGUUCGUAAUGCGGGUGAUCUUAUCGAGAUGUCGGACUGCGACUAUGCUCCUGUCAUUCACAGGAAUUUUCCCCGAUAUACAGUUGAAAUGCAGCAGAACUUAUGGAUGGACGGAGCAGUGUUGGCAACCCUGAAAAUGGUGUCUAUCAUACGAGGGACGUAAUUUCAUCGUAUUUCAGCAAAGAUUAUCGUAUUCUGGUUUAUAUUAAAAUAUUAUAUUGACGAUGCAUAGCAUAUUUCAAUUUUUAUUAUCAUGACCGUAUAUUGCACCGAUUAUGCGAUGUAUUUUUCAUUUUACGAUCUUUUCUCGCGUCAAUCACACGCAUGGCGCCAAAAUUAGCACACUCCAACAUCUUUUUAAAAUCAAAGUAGAUCCAGUUUCAAUAAAUCAGUUGUUAAUUACCCUGAAUAUUAAAAUAAAUAAAUAUAUGA
Molecule: messenger RNA, 2076 nt
Organism: Neodiprion fabricii
Lineage: Eukaryota; Metazoa; Arthropoda; Insecta; Hymenoptera; Diprionidae
Exons: 6
Coding region: 890-1807 (305 amino acids)
Source: RefSeq, a predicted model, not a curated record